Messenger RNA from Rhopilema esculentum, 5108 nucleotides. RefSeq names its product voltage-gated delayed rectifier potassium channel KCNH5. NCBI's taxonomy places the organism in Eukaryota, Metazoa, Cnidaria, Scyphozoa, Rhizostomeae, Rhizostomatidae. Gene Ontology annotation, biological process: regulation of membrane potential; potassium ion transmembrane transport. The record is from RefSeq and is a predicted model, not a curated record. Gene Ontology annotation, cellular component: voltage-gated potassium channel complex; plasma membrane. Gene Ontology annotation, molecular function: voltage-gated potassium channel activity.
GAAGUGAAGUUACAGUCUGAAGAUAUUCAGAGGACAAAUUUUACUUAGGCUUCUUGGUCAUUGCCAAGAAUGAAGAACGGCGUCGUUGCGCCACAGAACACCUUCCUCGACAGUGUUCUUCGACGUUCAUAUGAGCUCGAUCUCACGUUUGUCAUCGGAAAUGCAGUUCUCAGACACAAUCCAAUUAUAUAUUCGAGUGAAAGCUUCUCCAGAGCAACGGAGUACACAAAACCAGAAGUGCUACACCGUUCCUCCACCUGUGAGUUCUUAUGGGGCUUUUUGACCAGCAAGGAGACACAAAAGCAGAUAAUUGGCACAAUUGAUGCCAAAACCAGCCUGCAGACUGAGAUCGUUAUAUACAAGAAAAACAAAGAGCCGUGCUGGUUCCUGUUUCAAAUAUCACCGAUCAAAAACGAUGACGAUACGGUCAUUUUGUUUUUGAUUACAUUCAAGGACAUAAGUCAUCUCAAGGAUCCAAUCGCAGAGCCAACAGUGAAAAAAUGGUCAAGACUUGUAGAGAAAUCUCUUGAGAAGCAAAGGCAACAUUUGACAAAGACUUCUGACAAUGCUCGUUCAGUUUUCUUGCAACUUACAAAAAAAGAUUCAAACAAAAAGCAGAAACUUGCCCAGCUAAUGUCCAAUUCUGCUAUGUCCAGCAUUCAGUACUCUUGGGAAGGACAGAAAGUACCAAGAUUCACAAUAUUUCACUACAGCCUUUUUAAAACAAUAUGGGACUGGAUAAUUCUGAUUCUAACUUUGUACACGGCAGUGGUCGUUCCUUUUGUUGUCAGUUUUCACUACACCAACAGUGCGUUGCUCUUUUUCAAUCUUCUCGUGGACUCGGUUUUCAUUGCUGACGUCAUAAUGAACUUCAAAACGACGUAUUGCGCUAAGGAUGGUGAAAUCGUUUUGGAUUCAAGAAUGAUAUGCAUGAAUUACUUGAGGUCUUGGUUUUUUAUUGAUUUCAUCGCCGCCCUACCUUAUGGCAUCCUGAAUCUAACAGAUCCAAACGGAAGGUGGAUUGAGAUUAUCAAUGUGAUCAAAGUCAUUCGACUUAUUCGGUUGCUGCGAGUCGCAAGAAAGUUGGAUCACUACCUCAAGUUUGGCGCCAUGACUUUGGUCUUGUGGCUAUUUUUGUUUUGUCUCUGUUGUCACUGGAUGGCAUGUAUCUGGUACGUGAUUGCCAAAAACUACGACAAAGCGACAACAAGAUGGAGUUGGAUCUACAUUUUAGCAGAUCUAACAAAUGAACCAUACAAGGUCGUAGAUGGUGUAGCUGUGGAGGGGUCUGGGCCUUCAAUUCCCUCUCUCUAUAUGUCAGCGCUGUAUUACUGUAUGAGCAGUUUGACGACAUGUGGUUUUGGAAAUAUAGCACCAAAUACCACUGCAGAAAAACUUUUUGGCUGCGUGACAAUGCUGCUUGGCUGUCUUUUGUAUGCUUUUAUAUUUGGUCAAGUGACAUCGAUUAUACAGCAGCUGCAAAAACCCUCCUCGGACUACCACCAACGGCUUGACAGCAUUCGCAGAUUCAUCAAACUAUACACAGUGCCAGAAGAAAUCGGAGGCCGGCUUGUUGACUACUUUAUGACCACAUGGGCAACUAAUAAGGGUUUAGAUAUCGAAGAGGUGCUCCAUCUGUUUCCUCAUGACUUACAAGCAGAUGCAUGCUUGCAGAUUCACAAGGUUGUAUUCGAAACUAUGCCGGAAUUCAAAUCAGCGCCAUUGCCAGCUCUGCGGAAUAUUUCCCGCUAUUAUUCAGCAACUCGUUCUCCUCCUGGUGCUAAAGUUAUUCAACAAGGCGAAGCGAUUGAAAGCCUCUUUUUCGUUGAACGAGGCUCCCUUGAAGUGCGAAAGAGCGAUCAAAUUGUUGGCAUUCUUGGCCCAGGAGAUGUGUUUGGAGCAACACUCAACAAGGACAGAAUAGACAAAGCAAUGUACGAGAUACACACACUAACUUACUCUGAUUUACACACCAUCAAAGUCGAUUCGCUGACUCAUGCUUUAGCGCUGUUUCCGGAUUUCUUCAGGAAGUUUAGAAGGGAGCUGACAUACUCGUUUAAUCUCAGUCAGAAGAUGCGAGUCUACGGGUCAAAUGGGAAGAAGUACACUGUUUUUGGUGAGGAUGAAACGUCAUUUACUUCAAGUAAGUCAGAUGUGGAGAGCAUCACAGCCAGCCAUGAUCAGACAAUGGUCGAAGGACAAGUUUCAAUGGAGCAUUUAAAGCCCAGUAGCAGCGCACAAAGGAAGAUCAGUUUUGCUGCGGAUAACUGGAAUGUAGAUAAGAUGGAUUUAUUCACAGAACUAAACGUCCUAAGGGAAGACGUCAAGACAAAUGUAAAUGAAGUCAGCGAGAAAAUAAACUCAUUUGAUGAGAAAAUAAAUCUUAUACUUGGUUUGCUGCAAAAGAAAAUUGAUGACAGUCAAAAAACAUCAAAUUCUCCUACAAACGCACUUCAAAUUAAUCAUCAAGCACCUAGCGUGAUUGAUGAUGACCUCAAUAACAACCCCGAAAGGUCUUUAACAGAGUUAGACGCCCACGGAGCGGUGCAGCCAAAUAUUAACGGGGUUGAUAACGAAGCAACAACUGUAGAUAAAACAGACAGUGCUUCAAAUAUAAAGAAAGCUAAAAAUGAACCUAGCGACACUAGGAAAAGGUCGACUGGUAGAAAUAAGGUUGACCCUAGCAAAAUCAGUAAAAAUGACAAUGGUGAAGCGAAGGAUGGAGCUCCUAAAGAGCUUAGUAAUAGCGGCGGCAAAAAGGCCCCUAGAGCUGGGAGACCGAAGCCGAACAAAGCCGCUGUGAAGCAGACUAAGAAAGCGAUUGUCACUGAUGAUCUUGAUGAGCUAGAAAGAGAACUGGAAGAAAUUGGGAUUUAAUAAAUCAAGAUGCACCCGACCCGAUAUGCACUUACAGUGCCGAAGAAUCGGAAACUGUGGAAUAUGUGGUUCGUUUUGCACCAGUAAAGAUACGGUGUCGGUUUUUAGUGGAAUCCUAUGAUGGGAUCGUUCUUUGUGGUCCUGUGGAAAUGCAAAUUGAAACCCAACCCAAAUGGUUUCAGUGAAAAUCAGGUCCCGUUGAAACACAACCUUUUGAUCGGUAUGCCUGUAGAAAUUUCUUGUUGCUUGGUAAAAAAACAAUUGCAAAUUCCAAUUCCAGCGACACAAAGAUAUGUAGAUAUUUUUUUAUUCAAUGACGUGCAUGUAAAUCUGUAUCAAAUGACAAGUCAUUUGCAAUACAGGCAUGGAAACUCUCUUUAGCACUUACAUUAGGGUUUUUAGAAGCAUCGACGUAUUUUGUGUUAAAAGUAAAGUCACGGAAAGGACUAAGAGUUCUACAUCUAUGUUUUUAUCACAGUGACGUCAUCGCGGGUCUAAACUGGCUCCUUUAUCCUAUAGGGUAUUUCCCCUAUUAAACAUUCCUGGGUUAAAAACGCCUCCUCCAGUUCACACAAACAUUAAGCGCAGUGAAAUUAAAGCUCUCUUUUUCACACCCUCUAUUUGAAAGGCCAGGGAUUUAAGCAGGCUUUCAUUCCUUUGGUUCCAAACGAUAAAGCCAAUCAAUUUGAUUCUCUUAAAAGGAAGUCUGCCCCCCCCCCCCCAUUGUUCUCAGAAUUUCUUUUCUUGGACACGAUAUUCAAACGCACAAGUAACCAAUCAUAAUGAAGCACCACCAAAGUGUACUUUCCAUGAGCGAGUUGCAGUGAAUUUUGUUGUGUUGUCAAACGUCUAAGUCAGGUUCGAUGAUAAAAAGAUCAGGCAUUUUUUGUCGCGUUUACCUACAAUAACUAAUGUCUGAUGCUAAAAAGGCAGAGGAAGACCUUCUGAAGACGAGACUUCCAAGUCAGAAUUAAAAAAUCACGGAGGGGACAGACUGCCUUUAAUACCAAACUAUCCGACAGCUAUUUUGUUGACAAAUCAAAGCAGGCUAUAUUCGUGAGGUAUGUAAAUAGUUGAAAUUUUGCAUUUUUCAAACUGGCAAAUAAUUAUGUUUAUAAAUGAGAAGUGACAUUAGAACUUUAAUGCUGUACAAUUUCGAAAUGGCACAAACAAAUAGAAAUAAAACGCGUAUUACGAAACCAUUGCUUUUAUUUUGAAAUUCUUGAGAACACAGAGCGUCGAAAUAUGACCCAAUAACGAUAAUUUAUAUCCAUGUACCAAUUGAAAAUGACGUGAGGGAAAAACAAGGCCAGCAUCCUUUUUGCUUUCUGUAGAGUCUAAGUGAAUUAACAAACUUUUAUGUCUGGAUUAUACUUUCAAUUAAAUUUAUGUAGAUGGAAACAAUUGAUAUAAGCUUAUUGAAAAAAUUCCAACAAAAGGCAUUUCUAUAUGAGUAAAGUAAAAGAUGAAACAUUUUUCCAAGUGAGAAAUUAGCAGUCUUAUUUCUAAAGCUUGCCGAAUGGUUCUUUCUAGGCAUCUCCUUUCGUAUAAUUUCAUGAUUAUUUUUCUUCAAGUAAAAAAGCAUUCCCAUAUAAAAAAGACAGCUAUAAUGGUCAUUGUGAUAUUUGAAGUCAGUUGCCGUCAUUUUUAGGGAGGAAAUUUCCAUUUUUUUAAGGACCCAGAAUGCGUGUGAAACUAAGGCUAUAGCCUUGCCAAAUGCUUCAGUUUUCGGUCGAAAUUUUUUUCAGCUGAAAAGGUUUUUAAUAUGGAAAAAGAGUUUUUAAUGAUCGAAAUGCGUUGAAAACAGAGGAUAUAGACUUGCCAAAACUUUAAAUUUUCUAUGAAAAACUUUUUCCUGUCAAAAAGGUUUCCUAAAUGAAUAUGGACUACUACAACGAUCAUAAUGAUAUAUGAAGUCAGGUGGAUGCGUUUUUAGGCAGGAAUUUUCCGUUUUUCAAAGAAUCUAAAAAUACUAAAAAACCAAGGCUAUAGACUUGCCAAAAUCAUCAAUUUUUGAUGACUAUUUUUUCACGCAAAAAAAGUUGCCUAUAUGAAUAGAUACUAAUAUAAUAAUGAUCAAAAUGAUAUUUGAAGUCAUUUAAAUAUCUUUUUUGGGGGAAGGAAUUUCCCUUUUUCAAAAAAUCCGGAAAUAGCCGAUAAAACCAAGGCUAUAGUCUUGCUAAAAUCAUCAAUUUUUGAUGACAAUUUUCUAAACGUGAAACAGGUUUCAU